AUGCCACGCAGCGCAGUUCCCGUGCUUGAUCACCCAGCCAAGAAGGUGUAUCCCAAGCGUGAGGCGACAGUAGAGAACCACACGAUGGGCGCCUCUCUACCGCGGUAUCUAGAGAUCAAAGUCCACCAAGCGGCACUAAAAAAAGCCUACGACGAGAUAGUCGUCCGAGGCCGCUACCUGCGCCACUCCUCGGAUUCCAUCGCCUUCGACGGCGAGAAACGGGAUAAGCCGUUCAACUGGGAAAGGCCCAACGCUCGCACCGACGGGAAGACGCUCUACAUCGACUGCUUUCCUGGCUACGAUCACAUCGAGCACUAUGCCGAGAUCAUAGCCGUCUACCUCAAGAUCAGGGAACAGCUCGGCGGCGAUACGCUGACGCCGUCUUCGCGGGUCUCGUUCGUGCCGUCGUCGUGUUCGGAUACGCAGAUUGCACUCAGGGCCACCAAUCUUCAGCACUUCCCCGGUGAGGCGGUCGACACCGUGGUCCUCGGACUCGUGUGGCAUCUCCCGCAGCUGACCGGCUCAGCCGAGUGGGAAGGGUGCGGCCCGUGGCAGUGGAUCCUGCAGUCAUUCGGCGGUCGACGUGUCGCGUUUCUGGGGUUCCGUCCAGCAUUCUGGGGCGAUAUUUCCGGAGAGGUGGUGCAUUACCUCGCCUCACACUUCAAUGUCAAAGAGGUCAUAUACCUCGGCAAGCUAGGGGCUCUCAAGCCGCACGUCCGGCCGAAUGCCUGGUUGGCUACGGGACACAAGUCACUCGUCAACGGCCGAUUUGUCGAAUGGGAAAACGUUCUUGGCCCGUCUGUCGAGCGGCGAGCGAGGAACUCGGUGAUUAUAGGGACUCAUGUCACGCUGGGCAGCGUUUUACAUGAGACCAAAUCUUGGCAUGCCAAGCUGGUUGACGAUAUAGACUUCGUGGACCCGGAGAUCGGCAUGAUGGCUCAGGCUGCCGUCAGGAGUGGUGUCCGAUUUGGUUAUCUCCAUAUGGUCACGGAUAAUCUAGGCCGGAAGUACGAAGAGGACUUGUCAAACGAGAGAGUCGAGACUGUGUUGAAGCGUCGUGCUACGCUUCACCGUGUGGUUCAAGACGUGAUGGGGGAUCAUCUCUCCAGGCCCAGGUAG
Molecule: messenger RNA, 1119 nt
Organism: Anthostomella pinea
Lineage: Eukaryota; Fungi; Ascomycota; Sordariomycetes; Xylariales; Xylariaceae
Source: the annotation of a GenBank genome assembly